UUCCUCGCUGGUGUCGCGCCAUCAUGCCAUCAUGAAGCAGGGGCGACAGACGGAGAGCGCUCUCUGUGGACAGUGAUCCAGAACAUCAGCUGAGCUCUGAGUUCUAGCCAUGUCAUUAAUAAUCUUAACUUCUGCGCACAGAUUACGAUCAGCCUGCAGAUUGCAGAGAAUACAAGGCCACAUGAUGUCCACUAAAGCUGGGUCUGAAGUUCUGUUUGAGAAAGUUGGGAACGCUGGAGUCAUCACACUGAACAGACCCAAAGCUCUCAAUGCUCUGAAUCUCACCAUGAUCAGACACAUCUACCCUCAGCUCAAGAAAUGGGACAAAGACUCAGAAACGGAUCUAGUGAUCAUUAAAGGAGCAGGGGAGAAGGCAUUCUGUGCUGGUGGGGAUAUCAGAGCUGUCUCAGAAGCUGGAAAAGCAGGCGAUUCUCUCACUCAAGACUUAUUUCGCGAGGAAUAUAUUCUUAACAACACUAUUGGUACAUAUCAGAAACCGUAUGUGGCUCUAAUCGAUGGAAUUACAAUGGGAGGAGGCGUGGGUCUUUCAGUUCAUGGACGGUUUCGUGUGGCCACUGAGAAGACACUGUUUGCCAUGCCAGCGACAGGCAUUGGUCUGUUUCCUGAUGUUGGUGGUGGCUACUUCCUGUCCAGACUUCAAGGCAAACUGGGGCUCUUUCUCGCCCUGACUGGGUUCCGCCUCAAAGGGAGAGAUGUUCAGAGGGUCGGGGUGGCUACUCACUUUGUGCAGUCUGACAAGAUCGUGUCUCUUGAGAAGGAUCUUGCUGAUCUGAAGACUCCAUCUAACAGUGAUGUGGCCCAACUACUGGAUUCUUAUCAGGAACAGAGCAGUCUGGAUGCUGAGAAACCUUUUGUGCUGCAAGAACAGACAGAUGCCAUCGACAGGCUCUUUUCAGCUGGAAGUGUGGAGGAGAUCAUGGAGAACCUUAAGAAAGAUGGCUCUGCUUUUGCACUCAAACAGACUGAGAACGUUCUUGCGACCCGGCAGCAAUUCUUCCACAGCCCGGUAGUGGGUCGCGACCUGGUGGUUGGGGACCUCUGCUUUGGAAGAUGGAAUAUAGUGUGUGCUUUACGAUAGAUCAGUUUUAUAAUAUUUCUAUGGUGUUUUUUCAUUUAUUUAUUUUUAUGACUUCGAAGUUUUACAGCU
Sinocyclocheilus grahami is the source of this 1168-nucleotide messenger RNA. It is a transcript of the gene hibch, whose product is annotated as 3-hydroxyisobutyryl-CoA hydrolase. Gene Ontology annotation, biological process: L-valine catabolic process. The transcript has 12 exons. Gene Ontology annotation, molecular function: 3-hydroxyisobutyryl-CoA hydrolase activity. Gene Ontology annotation, cellular component: mitochondrion. The coding region runs from base 110 to 1099 and encodes 329 amino acids. The record is from RefSeq and is a predicted model, not a curated record. NCBI's taxonomy places the organism in Eukaryota, Metazoa, Chordata, Actinopteri, Cypriniformes, Cyprinidae.